AGACGGUUAACGGGGGCAAGCCUGCUUAGUGACGUCAUUAAUUCCACGCUGGCUGUCAUGGCUUUCACAUCGAAGUGUGCGGUGUAACAUAUUGCAAAAUAUCAGUGUAUAUUGACGAAGAUUUUUAACAAAGUGUCGGCAAAGUGCAAUUUUGGUGAUACCCCAAAAUAUGCAAAAUGUUUAACCCGGAGCAGUUUUCCCAGUUUUUCAAACCCGACGAUGGGCGGUACAAUGAAAUGGAGAAUGUGGAUGCUAUGCUAAAUUAUGAAAACAACGAAUUUAUGACCUCGGAUUUUUUCGAUACCAUUAGGUCUGUGGAAAACGGGAUCCAGGAUGAUUUCCUUAACAGCCCAACUGAUGACUUUAACACCUUGAGUGAUGCAAGCUCCAACACUGAUGGAUACAUCUCGCCCAGAAAUGAUGUCUCUGAAAGCGAAAGGAGCAGCAUCUUCACUGAUGAAUCUGUUUCGCCUCUAAGAACUGUCGACGCUAUUGAUGAUUCGUUGUUUGAUUUUUUGCAACCACUUCAAGAAAAGGUUGAAGUGGAGACGGUCCCUGUUAUCAUUAAUCAACCAAAAGCAAGAACAAAAAUUAUAAUCCAGAACCCCGCCAACAAUAAGACUAUUAACAAACAAAUAAUAAAUACACCAAUUAAAAAAAUUGGUAAGAAGCAAAUAUUGAAAGUGCAGUCUUUGACAACCAAUGGCAAGCCAGUAAUACUCCCCUAUGGCUUAAAAAGCAUCAAGAUACUUAACGCUAGUGAAUUAAAAACAGAUCGAAUUCACGUGACAACGUUUCCUACUAAUACUGCGAGACGUAAAGUGGAACCAACAAGAAUUAAAGAGGUAGAGUCGACACACCGUCCUGGAGAACUGACUGAAGUAAAGCUAACGGCUGAGGAGAAACGUCUAUUGGAGAAAGAAGGAAUUCAACUCCCUGCCUAUCAUCCAUUGACCAAAUUGGAAGACAGGGAAUUGAAACGUAUCAGAAGGAAAAUCCGUAAUAAGAUCUCAGCUCAAGAUUCCCGCAAGCGUAAAAAGGAGUACGUCGAUGGGCUUGAAGAAAAGGUACGACGUGGCUCGGAAGAAAACAGGAACUUAAUGCAACGUGUCAAAGAAUUACAAAAGAAAAAUAAAACACUAAUGGCACACAUUAACAAACUUCAGUCGUUAAUAUUCAAUUCGACAUCAUCUAAAGCCACGCCUUCUACCUGUCUUAUGAUCGUCAUGUUGUCAGUCCUGUUGGUAUCUCUCCCCAACAUUCGUUUGUCACAAAUGAAUAAAGAGUUAUCAACAGAACAAGAACAAAUAACGAUCAGCAGAUCUCUCUUAUCUACUAAGAAAGUAGAAGAUGAUGGAUUGAACAUGGAGGAGUUCUUUAUUUUCAACAAGGAUGAUGAGGGUGUUGACAAUGAAAACAACACCGAAAACGAGUUCUUCAAGGCAGUUGAAGAAAUGGAAUCCAAAUACGAAAACAUGAACUUCGAAAAGGAUAAUUCUGAUGAUAACUUCUUCAAUUCGUUAGUACGUAACAUCAAAAAUCUGUUUAACAAAAACGAGCUCGGGUCUUACGGAUUUUACAACAAGAGAGGGUUUAUUGAACCGGAAAUCGAUGAUUUUGAUACGGCGACAAUAAACGCAGAACCGCCCGCGAAAAAAAUGAAGCUGGUUGAUGAGCACUACCAUCAAAAUGAUGAGAAUUUCGUACCCGUAGCUAAAGUCAUUACUACUGUUCAUGCUGUGGGCGAAAGCAAGGAUAAAUAAAUUUUUUCUUAUAUACUUCAUGAUAUAUUAUUUUAAUAGUUUGCUGUUCUUUUUACUCUUUGCAGUUUGUGUUUUAAAAAUUAUUUCACAGAGUCAUAAAAGCUUGAAAUUUUUUUAGUUUUAUAGUGUGAUAGUUCCUUGUCCUUUUUUAUCUAUGUGUUACUUGGUAAGAAAGUUAUUUGAUAGUGGAAAAGAGUUUGCAUUCCAAUAUAUUGAUUACCCAAAAAACUAUGUAUAUUUUUUCAAAAGUGUUUGGCAGUGUUCAGAUUAAAAAAUAGACUGUGAAUUUAUCUAUGAGAUUGUUAUUGUAUUUAUUCAGUUGUAAGUUUUUUCAAACAGAUUUAUACAAAUAGGGUUCUUAGUUAAAUCCUGUUGUAGACGUUAUUAAAAAUAUGAUUUAUGCAAUGUAUAUGUUGAGUAACUCAAACGGCUUAAAUAAAAUUAAGCUUAAAAUACCUAUUUUAUUGGUUUUGUUGCAGUUCCACUGCUUUUCUAAAUUGUGUUAAUUCGUGAGAAAAUCACAAUGGUUUCUUGUACCUAUCUUUGUUAAAAUCUAACAAAUUAUUUUGUACGUAUACCUGUAAAAAUAGGUAUCUUUCAGUUAUCUAUUUCAGUUAAAAUAAAUAUUUCUAAAAAUUA
This is a messenger RNA of Tribolium madens (black flour beetle), 2402 nucleotides long. RefSeq lists its product as uncharacterized. The transcript is spliced from 5 exons. Gene Ontology annotation, molecular function: DNA-binding transcription factor activity, RNA polymerase II-specific; RNA polymerase II cis-regulatory region sequence-specific DNA binding. Gene Ontology annotation, biological process: regulation of transcription by RNA polymerase II. The record is from RefSeq and is a predicted model, not a curated record. Bases 177 to 1763 code for a protein of 528 amino acids. Gene Ontology annotation, cellular component: nucleus. NCBI's taxonomy places the organism in Eukaryota, Metazoa, Arthropoda, Insecta, Coleoptera, Tenebrionidae.